AAACCCAAAAUUCCUAAAAUCCCAAUCCAGAAGAUGGAGUGGAGAGAGGCACCACCUCAUCCCAUCCCUCUUAUCCCUUCCUGCCUUUUUUUACCCAAAAACUCCAAACUCAAACAUCAAACCAAAGAAAAUGUCACUCACAGCUUCACUUCUCCACCUUUCUCCCAAGCUCUCCACCCAAUUCCUCCAUGGCUCCUCCACCCCUCUCUCUCCUCUCUCCAAACCCACUUCCUCUCUCUCCUUCCCAACCCUACAACGCCACUCUUUCCUCCCUCCCGUCAGAGCCCUGAAGUACCUUCAAGGCCGAGUCGUCUGCUCCACAAGCGACAAGACCGUCGCCGUUGAGGUCACUCGCUUGGCCCCACACCCGAAGUACAAGAGGAGGGUGAGGAAGAAGAAGAAGUACCAGGCUCACGACCCAGAAAACCAGUUCCAGGUUGGGGACGUUGUGCAGCUUGAAAAAAGCAGACCCAUUAGCAAGACCAAGACUUUCAUUGCUGUUCCGCUUCCUGCCAAGAAUGUGAAGAGCAAGUCUGGUGAAGAAGAUGCAUCCAAAGAGCUUGGGAUUCCUUUGGAGUCUCAGCAGGUUUAGAGUGAGGUCCAUGUUGCUGUUUGAUUGUUCAUUUUGUGAUUUGGAAUGAGAAUUUGUGUAAUUUGGUCGAAAAUGAUUCAAUGCUUAGCUUUUUGUUGCUUGGAAUUAGUAUAAUUUUAAUGGGUUUUUGGUAAUGGAUUUCAUAUUAACCUAUUUAACUGAUUUUGUUCUA
Messenger RNA from Prunus persica (peach), 764 nucleotides. Its product is annotated as 30S ribosomal protein S17, chloroplastic. Gene Ontology annotation, cellular component: ribosome. Gene Ontology annotation, molecular function: structural constituent of ribosome. Lineage: Eukaryota; Viridiplantae; Streptophyta; Magnoliopsida; Rosales; Rosaceae. The record is from RefSeq and is a predicted model, not a curated record. Gene Ontology annotation, biological process: translation. Bases 131 to 592 code for a protein of 153 amino acids. The transcript has a single exon.